Messenger RNA from Paramecium sonneborni, 141 nucleotides. The record is from the annotation of a GenBank genome assembly. NCBI's taxonomy places the organism in Eukaryota, Ciliophora, Oligohymenophorea, Peniculida, Parameciidae.
AUGAUCAGUAAUUUUACACAAGAAUAAUUAAAAAUGCAUUUAUAAAUAAAUAGAAAAAUAAAAAAUGCAAUUCUGAAACCUUAAGCAGAAAUGUCAGGCUCUAUUGUAGAUAUUCUUUUUUCUUUAAGAAAUACUAUUUGA